Molecule: messenger RNA, 1721 nt
Organism: Colletotrichum scovillei
Lineage: Eukaryota; Fungi; Ascomycota; Sordariomycetes; Glomerellales; Glomerellaceae
Product: arginine biosynthesis ArgJ
Exons: 1
Coding region: 141-1523 (460 amino acids)
Biological process (GO): L-arginine biosynthetic process; L-ornithine biosynthetic process
Cellular component (GO): mitochondrial matrix
Molecular function (GO): L-glutamate N-acetyltransferase activity, acting on acetyl-L-ornithine as donor; L-glutamate N-acetyltransferase activity, acting on acetyl-CoA as donor
Source: RefSeq, a predicted model, not a curated record
UAGUGACUAACAUUCUCUCACAAGGAAACUCACACAACUCCAGCAUCACAGCAAGCCGUACGUGAGCCAAUUGGCUCUCGAGCUUCCUCUCUUCUCCAGCUUCUUUUCGUCACAGCAUUGGGCUGUCGCCAAUUGUCAGAAUGGCGCAACCCGUCAAGAGGUUUCCCGGCCACCUGGCUCAGUUCGUGAGGUGCUACUCGGUCUCCGCCGAGAGCAUUCCGGCCGCCAAGAAGAAGUACGUCCCGACGGAGGGCACCUAUCCCAAGGGCUUCCAGGCCUCUGGCAUUCUCGUCGGCGUGAAGCCGGGGAACAAGACAAAGCCCGAUCUCGCUCUUCUCAGCUCAGACCGGCCCUGUGCCGCCGCCGCCGUCUUCACCAAGAACAAGUUCCAGGCGGCGCCCGUCACCUUCAGCAGGGAUUUACUCAAGAAGAAGGCCAACCGCGGCAUCCGCAGCGUUCUCAUCAACUCGGGAUGCGCCAAUGCCGUGACCGGAAAGGGAGGUCUCGAGGAUGCUUCUCUGAUGGCCAGCGCCGCCGACAAGGUUGUCGGAGGAGAGGGCGAUGCGUCAUCCACCAUCGUCAUGAGCACAGGAGUCAUUGGACAGAGGCUACCCAUUGCCAAGAUUGUCGAUAACGUCCCAGCUGCCCAGGGAGCUCUGGGCUCCUCUCAUAAGCACUGGCUGAGCUUUGCUACCGCCAUCUGCACGACCGAUACGUUCCCGAAACUCAUGUCAAAGACCUUCACCCUGCCCUCGUCACCAAACGUCGAAUACCGCAUUGCCGGAACCACCAAGGGCGCCGGUAUGAUUCACCCCAAUAUGGCCACCCUUCUCGGAGUUGUUGCCACGGACGCGCCCAUCUCGCCCGCUGUCAUGCCUUCCGUCCUUAAGCACGCCGUCGACCGCUCGUUCAACAGCAUCACCAUUGACGGAGACACUUCGACCAACGACACUCUCGCUCUGCUCGCCAACGGUGCUGCCGGCGGCAAGGAAAUCUCCUCCGUGGACUCGCCCGACUACGCCGCCUUCCAGCAGGUCCUGACCGACUUCUCCAUCGACCUGGCCAAGCUCAUCGUUCGCGACGGCGAGGGCGCCACUAAGUUUGUCACCAUCCGCGUCGUCGAGUCCGCCAGCGAGGAGGCCGCGCGCAAGAUUGCCAGCACCAUUGCCAGGUCGCCUCUCGUCAAGACUGCGCUGUACGGACGGGACGCCAACUGGGGCCGCAUCCUGUGCGCGACCGGUUACUCGCUCGUGUCGGAGCCCGGCCAGGCCGUCAACGACGUCCCCGAGGUCACGCCCGAGAAGACCAACGUCUCGUUCGUUCCCACUGAUGGCACGCCUGAGCUGAAGCUCUUGGUCAACGGCGAGCCGGAGAUGGUCGACGAGGCCAGGGCCUCGGAGAUUUUGGAGCUGGAGGAUUUGGAGAUCUUGGUGAGGCUGGGAACUGGCGACAAGGAGGCAACAUACUGGACUUGUGAUUACAGUCACGAGUACAUUACCAUCAACGGUGACUACCGCACAUAAAAGGGGCGUGGUAAAUCAACGGAUUGGGGGAAUAAAAAAGCCUAGAUUUUAGGUAGAGAGAGCUUGAAGCAUUGUCAUAUUAGAAGAGCGUCUAUAGGGUAGGUACUUGGCCAUUGUUUGUCAAGGAAAUAGACCUAGCCAGCCAAUUGAAUAAUUACUAUAUCGACUAAUUCGUGUCGUCGACGGCAUCGAAAUGUU